This is a messenger RNA of Acanthocheilonema viteae, 1782 nucleotides long. Lineage: Eukaryota; Metazoa; Nematoda; Chromadorea; Rhabditida; Onchocercidae. The record is from the annotation of a GenBank genome assembly.
AUGUAUCGAUAUCAGCAUGAAGUGGAUGAUAUUCAUGCUGUUGGGAUGGUACUAAUGCAGGAACUUCUUCCUGGUCAUGAUUAUAUGAUUUAUAUUAAAUAUCAAGGUGUUAUCAAUGAUGUUUGGACUGGUGGUCUUUACAGGACUCAGUAUGAUAUCAAUGGAGAGACAAGAUUUUUAGCACUUACACAAUUGCAACCAACAGAUGCAAGUCGUUUAUUGCCCUGUUUCGAUGAACCAGAAAUGAAAGCAGCAUUCCGGAUUAGUAUCAUUCAUCCAAUAGGUACAUCAGCUGUCUCCAAUUCACCAGUUCGUCGCUAUCGUCAUCUUAAUUCGAAAUGGAGUAAAACAGAAUUUGAGGUGACACCAAUAAUGUCUACCUAUUUGCUAGCAAUAGCUGUCAGUGAUUUUGUUUUCAAAUUUCGUCAUUGCGGAAAGACUGAAAUUCGUGUUUGGUGCCAAUCGGCAGUGGUACAUGACACAGAUCAUGCGCUUCAUGUUGCAUGUCGAUUAUUAAUUUAUUAUGAAAAUUUCUUCUCAAUUCCAUAUCCACUCAAAAAACUUGAUAUUUUCACAGUACCCGAAUUACGUGUUUUGGCAAUGGAAAAUUGGGGUUUAAUUACUAUACGUCAAAAAUUAAUGCUUUAUAAUCAACACCUAAAUAGUUUACGUGAGAGGAGAGUUGUCACAGAUGUCAUUGCACAUGAAGUGGCUCAUAUGUGGUUCGGAAAUUUGGCAACAAUGCGUUGGUGGAAUGAUUUAUGGUUGAACGAAGGCUUUGCAACAAUGAUGGGACAAAAAGCAGCUGAUUUUGUUGAAAAUACAGCACUGCGAAUGUCACAAUGUUUUGUGGCUGAUAUUACUCUAAAAGCAUUGUCAAGCGAUCAACAUACGACAAUGACGCAACCAAUAAGUUUAAAAGAAAAUAGUGAUCGUAUUCAUGGUCAGGAUAUUAAAAUAAUCUAUAAUAAGGGAGCAGCAGUAAUUCGUAUGGUGGAAUCAACGAUUGGUGAAGAGGUAUUUCGACAGGGAUUAAAUCUUUAUCUGGUAGAAUUUGCUUAUGCAAAUGCUGGAAAGCGCGAUUUUUUAAAUAGUUUUUCAAAAAUUUUCAAAGCUAUCGAUCAUCAUCGUGAUCCUUUCUCCGGUACUAAUUUUUCCGUUUAUAAUUAUAUUGAUUCAUGGAUUUAUCAACGAGGAUUUCCAUUACUGAAAGUUCGAAAAAUUGAUGAUUAUUUUGAAAUCAGUCAGCAAAUAUUCGAUUUUGAUAAUAAUAGUCGAUUUGCUAAUACGCAAUGGAAAAUACCGGUGUUUAUACGUGAAAAUCAAAGUGAUGAAAUUCAUUGGUUAGAGGAGAAUAAAAAAUUGAAACUAUUCAAUGGAUCACAUACGUUAAUAUUAGAUCCAAAUUUUCACGGUUACUAUCGCGUCGAAUAUGAACUUGAUCAUUGGAAGCUUCUCAUUGAUCAUUUACUAUACAAACAUAAUUAUUUUUCUGUUUCAUCACGACUUAGAUUGCUCGAUGAUGCAUUUGUGUUAGCUGAAAUUGGAAACAUUCCAUAUAUGAUACCGAUGAAAAUGUCACUAUAUCUUAGAAAUGAGACAAAAGCUGUACCAUUUAUAACAUUUCUUACACGAUUUGAAACUAUCCUCCAUCGUGUUCAUCGUCAUUCCAAUGCAACGCUUUUCAAUAAAUACGUGCAGUUUAUUAUGGAGCCAUUGUUUGAACGAAUCAUUAAAGCUGAAAGUAGCUCAAAUAUUCCAUACAAUAUUGAAUUUGAGUAA